AUGAAGCAUCCAGGACCACCUGGAGAAAAAAUGUCUAUUAAAUCGCAGGCGGCCGAAUCCGCGGCAUUAACGAUACAAAAUUUCGAUCCUAUAAACCAAAUCAAGGAACACGUCUGUGGAUUUCAUUUCUAUAGUCAUGAUAUGACACGACAAGUUGAAGCACAUCAUUAUUGUAGUCAUAUUAAUCAAGACGUACGACAAUGUAUUAUCUACGAUUCCAAUGAACCUGAUGCUAAAUUGAUCGGUGUCGAAUACAUUAUCUCGGCUAAACUCUUCCAAACACUUCCCGAAGAAGAAAAGAUUUACUGGCAUUCUCAUGUUUACGAAGUCAAGUCGGGGAUGUUAAUUUGCCCCGUGAUCGCACCAAUUCCUGGUGCAGUAGAAAAACAGGCAGAAAUAACACUGCUGAAUGGGUUAGUCGACACUUAUGGCAAAACUUGGCAUUUUUGGCAAGUUGACCGCGGAGAUCCUUUACCAUUUGGACCACCACAACUUAUGAUGUCAUUUACUGAAGAUUUUCAACUUUCGCAAGCAGCACUUGACGAUCGUGACGAAAGAUUCAAUAUUUCAACAAGCAAGAAGCGUGAAGAACGUAAAGAUAUCAAAUCAGUUUAUAAUAUUAAUCCUACAGCUGACCAUUGGGCUAGAAGAAAUGAUGGAAUGACUUAUCAGUGUGAAAUGAAAUUGAUUGAACAAAAGAGAAUCGUUCAAGGAUAA
Entrophospora candida is the source of this 717-nucleotide messenger RNA. The record is from the annotation of a GenBank genome assembly. Lineage: Eukaryota; Fungi; Glomeromycota; Glomeromycetes; Entrophosporales; Entrophosporaceae.